GAAAUAUAACACUCGAGAAUAAAUAAAUGUAUUCUUCUCUUGUUAGAAUUAAGCUAUAACAUCGCGGAUCGUAAUGUCGAAAGUGUUUAUCCUGCGUACAGUAAUAGGCAACGAAUACUAGGAGUUGAAAUAACAAAUACGAAACAUAUGUCCAUUUAGGUACAUAUAUGUCUUUGCAAAACAAUAACAAUAACAUGGCAUCUCUAAUAUUAUUAUUAAUCUACAUUUCAAUGUGCGCCUCACAGAAGUUCAUUGUUACCGAUAAUGAUCAAUAUUUCAACAUGGAUAAAGAAAAUUGCUGGUCUGUUUCACCUGAUGAUCGUCUACUGGUUAAUAUAUCACGGCCAAUUAGAUAUAGUAUACAUUUGACAAUAUAUAUGAAUUAUGAUAUAAUCUUCGGCACAUCUAACAUCACAGUCAUGGUUGAAAAUCCAACUAGAUACAUAAGUUUACACGCUUACAAAUUGCAUAUCACAAAUUAUAAUUUGAUAAGUCUAAAGAGUUUAAAUACAUUUGAAUCGUACACAUUGGUUGGUUACCGUUAUUGCAAACGAUCGCAGAUUUUAGAUAUGCGAUUUAAUAAAACUAUAUCUGUUGGAAUUUAUAUCUUAAUGAUCCACUUCGAAAUUCCUAAUUGUAUCCGGACUGUUCUGAACACAUACGAGUACAAGAUUGGUAAAACAAAAGUUAGCACAAUAAGGUUAUUCAUUACGAAAUUUAACAUGGCUCGAGGAUUGUUCCCAUGUUGGGACGAGCCCGCAAUAAAGGCAAUUUUCCAAAUAACUAUCACAUAUACUAAGAAGUACAGAAUAUUUUCUAACGUGGCUGAAAGAAACAAAGAAAUGUGUACAAGUUUUUGCACAUCACACUUUAAUGAAACGCCGCCGAUGUCCGCUUUCAACGUUUUCUUCGUUUUGCUUGAAGGCAACGUCAGAAGUAGUGAAAUAUCUCAAACCGACUUUAUUUGGUACCUGCCGGGAUAUGAGAUGCUACAAGAUAUAAAGAACACAAUUUCACUUGUUGAAUGGCAAGUGAAGCAGAUUACGGGUUUGGACAAGACAUUUCCAAGGAAUGAUUUUAUAUUAUUCCCAAAUAAUACAAUGAAAACAAUGGGAUAUUUUGGCUUUAUAAUAUACAAGUAUAUAAUAAUCGUAAUUCAAAUAUUGUAG
Harpegnathos saltator (Jerdon's jumping ant) is the source of this 1169-nucleotide messenger RNA. Its product is annotated as thyrotropin-releasing hormone-degrading ectoenzyme-like. Gene Ontology annotation, biological process: peptide catabolic process; proteolysis. Gene Ontology annotation, cellular component: membrane; cytoplasm. Lineage: Eukaryota; Metazoa; Arthropoda; Insecta; Hymenoptera; Formicidae. Gene Ontology annotation, molecular function: zinc ion binding; peptide binding; metalloaminopeptidase activity. The transcript is spliced from 4 exons. The coding region runs from base 168 to 1169 and encodes 333 amino acids. The record is from RefSeq and is a predicted model, not a curated record.